ACUCUUUGAAUAUCCAUUGAGAGCCGUGGAUCGGAAUUUGUUUUAUCGAUUUUUUGUGUUGCACCGGCGGCAACUCUGAUUGUUGAAAAGAAAUGGACCCUUACAACGGUUAUAUGGCAGAAACUUCAGAAGCAUACUUUUGGGCUCUUGAACUGGCCCCUCAGAAGAAGGAAACCUUUAUCGUGAACCCCGAUCACGUACUUCACCUCACCAUGGCUUCAUUUGGUACCAAAUUGGUAGAAAAAGACAGAGCUCCUAUUUCCAUGCAAGUCAAAAAUGAAACGUUGGAAAUGCCUGAGGGAGAUGCAAAAAAGGUUACUAACUGCACCCUUUGUGUGUUGCUACCCGGUGUUAUGGAAAGUAUACCUUUGAACGUGAUACUUUCAGAUUCGACCGAUGUAACUUUUACAAAUAAUUCAAAAUCCAAUACGGUUUAUCUUACUGGUUAUAUGACGGUAGAAGACUCGUUUGGUGGUUAUGAAGGUUCAAGUGAUGAGGAUUUUGAAGAAGAAGAAGAAGAAGAUAGCGAAGAAGAUAACGAGGAGGAACAAAAGAUUCCAGUGAAGAAAGAAGAAGAUAAAGUUCAGAAACAGGGCAACGUAUUGAAGGGUGCGAAGCAAACUCCCUCAUUGCCUCAGAAGAAACAGGGAAACAAGGAAGAAGAGGAAUCGGAUGAAGACGAUAUUUUUAUGGAAGAAGACCUCUCUGACGACUUUGACUUGGGAGAAGAUUCCGAAGAAGAUGAGGAAGAAGAGUCAGAUGAAGAAGAACUUCAACCAAAGGCAACUAAUCAGAGAGCGAAAGUUGGACAGAAAAGAAAUGAACCAACUGGAAACGAAGCAAAGCAAACAAUGAAUAAGAAGACCAAUACGCCACAAAUGACUCCUCAGCAAGCCAAUCAAAAGAAACAGAACAAUGUUUCGCAAAAUGCGCAACAAACUGCAGCCAGUGGGAAUCAAACAACUCCCAAUUCUCAACAAAAGUUGACUCCUUCACAAAAGAAAAGAUUGCGGAAGAAGAGAAAGAAGAUGGAAGGAAAGUCAAAGGCUGACGGGUCUUCUUAGAGUUGCUUAGGGUUUCUUAGCAGCAAACUUGUUUGUUGUAUUGUGUUGCAUGAUUUUUGUGUGGUUUUAGAUAAAGAUUUCUUUUUUACUUUUUAUGCCUCCUUGCACGAUGUUGUU
Galdieria sulphuraria is the source of this 1181-nucleotide messenger RNA. RefSeq lists its product as uncharacterized. The transcript is spliced from 2 exons. The record is from RefSeq and is a predicted model, not a curated record. Lineage: Eukaryota; Rhodophyta; Bangiophyceae; Galdieriales; Galdieriaceae. Bases 93 to 1064 code for a protein of 323 amino acids.